Patiria miniata (bat star) is the source of this 817-nucleotide messenger RNA. RefSeq lists its product as uncharacterized. NCBI's taxonomy places the organism in Eukaryota, Metazoa, Echinodermata, Asteroidea, Valvatida, Asterinidae. The transcript has 4 exons. The coding region runs from base 188 to 817 and encodes 209 amino acids. Gene Ontology annotation, biological process: regulation of apoptotic process; apoptotic process. The record is from RefSeq and is a predicted model, not a curated record.
AAAAAAAAAUAGGAAACAAAUGCACUGAGGAUGGGUGGUGCAGAUCCUCAAGCUCUUUCAGGGUUAACAAGUGUUUUAAAAAAAGGUAAAAUACAAAUAUAUUGUCCACUUGAAACUGCAAUGAUUUCUGUUUUUCAAUAAUUUGCACAUAUCCAUAAUUGCAGAACUUUGCCAGUUAUUCACAGAUAUGCCUGUCUUUAAGGUAUGGAGUAGUGAUACAUGUAGGUCACUACGAAAGAGUAUUGCAGCCAACAGUCUCCAGGAGUUAAUUGAAAAAGGCAAAACUAAAUUUGGUUUUGAAGAGGAUCUCCAAGUAAGCGUGGUUACUGAAGCAGAUGGAACUGAUGUUGACGAAGAUGAAGUGUUGCUGGAGCUGGGCGCAGGGACAGUUUUGAUUCUUCUGAAGAAAGGCGAACUAUGGCAACCUUCAACACAGGAUACUCCAGUUGCAGAUACUAUUCCAUCAUCAGGAACUGCAGCUACUGGAUCUGGAGACACUACCCCUGCUUGCAUGGCCUCAUCACCAGCACGAGCUGUGACGAUUGCUGAAGGCUCAUCAAAUGCUGGUGAGGCUAGUCCCACAACAUGUCGACUUACAUCAUCGAGCCCACUUCCCACAUUCAGUCCUCGUAUAGAACACCACCUCAAAUCGGCAACAGAGUCAAGGAUUUGGAGGGAACUAAUUUCGGAAUCAGCGAACUUCUACGUUUGCAAAUAUCCGGAACUAGGCAGCCCAGGAGAGUACCAGAUGAUUGGAAGAAAGAUGUUCUCAGCCUUUCCAAGCAUUGCACGUGAAGGAGACAAGGAGUGGGAGUAG